This is a messenger RNA of Diospyros lotus (date-plum), 1863 nucleotides long. RefSeq names its product probable mitochondrial-processing peptidase subunit beta, mitochondrial. Gene Ontology annotation, biological process: proteolysis. Gene Ontology annotation, molecular function: metal ion binding; metalloendopeptidase activity. The transcript has 9 exons. Gene Ontology annotation, cellular component: mitochondrion. The coding region runs from base 75 to 1661 and encodes 528 amino acids. NCBI's taxonomy places the organism in Eukaryota, Viridiplantae, Streptophyta, Magnoliopsida, Ericales, Ebenaceae. The record is from RefSeq and is a predicted model, not a curated record.
CCCUUCCCCUACUUCAAUUAGAACAGACCUCUCUCUCUCUCUCAGAUCAACAAACCCUAGAGAUAGCAAAAGCCAUGGCGAUCCGGCACCUCAUUACCCGAGCAUCCAGCCGGUUCCACAGGCUUUCCCAGUCCCAUGCCCUCCGGCCGUUUUCAACCUCCUCCGCCGUGGCGGCCACCGCCACCGCUCCGCCGCCCUCCCCUCUUCCAUCUGACGCCAUGAUCUACGACCGCCUCGCCGAGGCCGUCAAGGAAAAGAUCAAGAAGCUCGGCAAUCCGGACCCACGUUUCCUCGUCCAUAACUCUCCCCAUCCAACCCUAGCUGACCACACUCCAAUCCUCGCCGCCCCUCUCACCCGCGUCACCACGCUUCCAAACGGGCUCCGCAUCGCCACCGAGUCUAACCUCGCGGCCAGCACGGCUACCGUCGGCGUCUGGAUCGACGCCGGGAGUCGUUUCGAGAGCGAGGAAACCAACGGCACUGCUCAUUUUCUGGAGCACAUGAUUUUCAAGGGAACCGAGAAGCGGACGGCGAGGCAACUGGAAGAGGAGAUUGAGAAUAUGGGUGGGCAUCUCAAUGCCUACACUUCCAGGGAACAGACUACUUACUAUGCCAAAGUCAUGGACAAGGACGUGCCCAAAGCCUUGGAUAUAUUGUCCGAUAUCCUGCAGAAUUCCAAAUUCGACGAGAACCGGAUUAAUCGUGAGCGUGAUGUGAUUUUGAGAGAGAUGGAGGAGGUUGAAGGGCAAACCGAGGAAGUUAUUUUUGACCAUUUACAUGCAACAGCUUUCCAAUAUACUCCUCUUGGCAGAACCAUUCUUGGACCUGUUCAAAAUAUCAAGACGAUCACCAAAGAAAAUCUUCAGCAAUAUAUAUCGACACACUACACUGCACCUAGAAUGGUAAUUGCUGCUUCUGGGGCUGUGAAACACGAGGACAUUGUUGAGCAAGUAAAGAAAUUGUUUACAAAAUUGUCAACAGAUCCAAUCACAACUGCUGACUUAGUUGCUAAAGAACCAGCCAUCUUUACAGGCUCUGAGGUCAGGAUAAUCGACGACGAUAUGCCCCUGGCACAAUUUGCAGUUGCUUUCAGUGGGGCUCCUUGGACAGAUCCAGAUUCUAUUGCUUUGAUGGUUAUGCAGUCUAUGUUGGGAUCUUGGAAUAAGAAUGCAGGUGGAGGAAAGCACAUGGGUUCGGAGCUUGCCCAAAGGGUAGGAAUCAAUGAGAUUGCCGAAAGCAUGAUGGCAUUCAACACCAACUAUAAAGACACCGGUCUUUUUGGUGUUUAUGCCAUUGCUAAGCCGGACUGCUUGGAUGAUUUGGCUUAUGCAAUUAUGUACGAGACGAGCAAGUUAUGUUAUCGAGUUUCUGAAGCUGAUGUUACUCGUGCUCGUAACCAGCUGAAAUCUUCUCUGCUGCUUCAUAUUGAUGGAACCAGUCCUGUUGCUGAAGAUAUUGGGCGCCAGCUACUUACAUAUGGAAGAAGAAUUCCAUUUGCAGAAUUGUUUGCCAGGAUUGAUGCUGUAGAUGCCAGCACAGUCAAACGUGUUGCAAACCGUUUUAUAUUUGACAGGGAUGUUGCGAUCUCUGCCGUGGGCCCUAUCCAGGGGUUACCCGACUACAACUGGUUCAGGCGCAGGACCUACUGGCUCCGUUAUUAGGUCUUUUCCAUUGUGGUAUCUUCUUCUUUUGUUAUUUCCUCACUUUCUCCAUGUGGCCUCAGAAACAUUAUCUCCAUUCACACAAGCAAAUGACUUUGUUGAGCCAGGGGUGGCUUAUCAUUAUCUAAUUUUUGUGUUCCCAGAUUUUUGUUCAUGUAACAUUUCCCUGCAAUCAAUAAUAAUAGUGUUGUAUUCAGUGAUA